GAUAGCAGCAGUAAGAAGGAGUUUGUGUCUUCGGAAAGUCAUCUCCUAUAUUACCCGAGUAUCACGUACACCAUCAUCGGCAGCUCCGUCAUCUUCGUACUGGUAGUGGCAUUGCUGGCCCUGGUUCUUCACCAUCAAAGGAAACGCACAAACCUGAUGAGUCUUCCAGUGCACCGGCUGCAGCACCCCCUACUGCUCUCCAGACUGGUGGUGCUGGACCACCCGCACAACUGCAGAGUCACCUAUAACGUCAACAACGGGGUGCAGUACAUGUCCAGCGAGGGGUACCAGCCACCAGUCAGCAUCGAGUCUCCACCAUCCUACAGCGAGGCUGUGCUGGACCACAACUCCCCUCCACCUUGGUUCUCUCUGCCUCCUCCUCCGUAUCCCUCCGACAUGGAAUCUUACAGCCAGACAGAGCUGCCUCCAUACCGCUCCCGAACAGGCAGCGUCAACAGCGCCGGUUCCAAUGGAAACACUCUGGACAAUUCCAGCAGCACUUGGGAUCCCGCCAGCCCUGCCGAAGCUCCAGAACCGGUCCAAUCAACCAGUGAGUCUCAACUGAGCACAGUGCUGGAGGUCUAA
This is a messenger RNA of Staurois parvus, 585 nucleotides long. Lineage: Eukaryota; Metazoa; Chordata; Amphibia; Anura; Ranidae. The record is from the annotation of a GenBank genome assembly.